Molecule: messenger RNA, 1603 nt
Organism: Nylanderia fulva
Lineage: Eukaryota; Metazoa; Arthropoda; Insecta; Hymenoptera; Formicidae
Gene: spn-F
Product: C2H2-type zinc binding domain-containing protein spindle-F
Source: RefSeq, a predicted model, not a curated record
GCGUCAAAUGUCAGAAUUAUUUUUCUUUUAUACAAUCUAAUACAUAUAUAUAUUAAAUACUUUUCCGCAUCUUAUCUAUUCGUCUUAUCGCUAAAUAGCGCAAUCAGGUGAAAUGUGACAGUUCUGUCAAACACGAGGGAGUGGGAAAUGUGCAAUUAGAAAUCAGAUGAUAGACGAUAUAUAUACAUUAACGCGAAAUGCUCGAUAAAUUUAACGAAGAAUUGGGGAAUUACCGAUAUUCUGUCAUAUAAUGUAAUGGUAAAUUUGGGACAAAAGUGAUAUCUCGUAUAAUUCGCAGGAGAACUCGACCACGUGUAUUAAUUUAUUUGUUUAGAUGUGUUUUCGAUCGAACGUAUGUAAACACAAAAUGUAGGAUCACUUAACCUCCAAUUUAAAUACACUUGACAAUCGAUAGAAGUAAGACAGAUCUAAUAAAGAUUUGUAAAGCUUAAGAUUGUUAAGCUAAAAAAGUGCAAAAAAAAAAUAAAUUACAAUCUCGUUCCAAUAUUAUACGAAAAGCAUUACGAUCGACACGAUGAACGAGAACCUGGAGAACGUUACCCCGGAAUCGUACUAUGCUUUGUUAGUCGCUUUUGAAACAAUGAAGGAACGUUGUCAGCGACUGCAGACGCGGCUGGUAGCUGCGGAGAAAGAGAACAUGCGUCUUAAACUCGAAUGUAGCAGGAACUCGUCGACAGCUGUCGUCAAAGCAAAUAACAGCAGUGACGAGUCUACGCUGCAGGAAAAGAUUGAGGAACUUACAAAACAAAAGUUGCAGCUAUCUGAUCAUAUGUUCAUGGUAGCAGCAGAAAAUCGUCAGUUAUGGAAUAGAUUAACAAGGUUGACGAAGACUAAUAAAUCUCUAGGUAGUCAGUUGAAUAAAAUUUCAGAUACACUUAAGCAGUAUUCUCCUAUGCAACCAUCUGAUAUUACAUGCAACAUUCGUGAUGCGUCUAGUUCAGAUAAUAAUAAGAAAUAUUUACUAAUGGAUGGUGAGAAGGAACAAAGUUUGGAAGAAAUAUCUCUACGACUGAUAAAUAGUAUUAUGCUAGAAAAAUCUGAUCUUGAACAGCAAUAUGCCGAGAUGGUGGAGUUACAGAAUAAUUCGGAAUUAAAUUUACAAAAAAUUGGUUUUACGUAUCCAGAAGAUUCUGAUACAGAUUCAGAACUGAAACAGCUUGAAAUUCGAUUGUCCCAAACUAAAGAUGCCUUACUUGGACAGCAAACUAGAUUAAAAAGGACCUUGCAGAACCUUAAAAAAAUGAGAAAAGGCACAACAUGUAAUAAUUGUCGAGAAAAUGCAAAUAAAAAAAUGUGUCAAACGGGUACACAAUUUGAUUCCAAUGAUAGCUUCAAGGAGCAUGGAGCUACUCAAACUAGUCUUAUGACGCCUAGUAUUUCUAUAGAAAAAUAUUCUAACUUAAAUGAUAAUCUAGAUAUAGCCAAUACAUGUCCAUUAUGUGGUACUGUUUAUGGAAAAUCCAAAUCAUUUACAGAAUUUCAUGAACAUGUCUUAAAUCAUUUUACAAAGGAUGUAUCUACGAGUGACGAUUUUGAACUUGUACAUUGACUUUAGUAUAUAAAUCGACAUAAAUUCAUUAUA